CAUGUGGGCAACCCGUGGUUCUCCACAAUAAGACAAAGGAAUUUUGAGGGCAUUGAGCUUCUUGACAAGUUGUGGAUUGAUGGUCACAAUCUCAGUCAGUAUGAGCCGGGGAGUUUGAAAUUGAUUAAGAAGAUAAACCACAUGAUUGUAAACAUAAGAAGCACUAAUGUAUUCUCAGAAAUUGUCAGGGACCUUCUGCACUCUGUCAUUUGGUUAGAAGUGAGAAAAAUAGCAUUCAGUAUGCCUGCUAAAAUGCAACUAUUGAGAGUCAUGUCUUCUUCUUUUGCAAAGAAAAUUUCUUUUAAACAGAUCUCAUUAACAGAUGCUACCGUGCCUGAGAUUAUCAGCAUUUUAGAAGACAUGCCAAAAUUAGUGGAGGUGGAGAUGAUAGACUGUAGACUCUUGGGAACUGGUCGAUGGGAAACACAAAUUCAAGCAAACCAAUCACAGACUCUUAGAGUUCUGACAAUAGAGAAAUUAUCUAUAGAAGAAUUCUAUUUGUUUACAGAUCUUCGGGCUGUGAAAGGUCUAGUCUCUCUUCUCACGAAAGUCACAGUUGAAAACACCAAGGUCUUUUUGGUACCGUGCAGCCUUUCACAACAUCUUCUGUCAUUAGAGUAUCUUGAUCUCAGUGCAAAUUUGCUUGGAGACGGGAGUUUGGAGCAUUCGUCCUGUCAGGGUAGUUGGCCCUCACUACAGACUCUAAAUUUAAGUCAGAAUUCACUGAGUGACUUAGAAAUGACCGGUAAAAGUUUGUCCCAUCUAAGAAACCUAAUUCUCCUAGACAUUAGCCAAAAUAAUUUUGGUGAG
Leptosomus discolor (cuckoo roller) is the source of this 810-nucleotide messenger RNA. It is a transcript of the gene TLR2, whose product is annotated as toll like receptor 2. Gene Ontology annotation, molecular function: protein binding; triacyl lipopeptide binding; transmembrane signaling receptor activity. Gene Ontology annotation, cellular component: plasma membrane; signaling receptor complex. Lineage: Eukaryota; Metazoa; Chordata; Aves; Leptosomiformes; Leptosomidae. The record is from RefSeq and is a predicted model, not a curated record. Gene Ontology annotation, biological process: toll-like receptor signaling pathway; immune response; inflammatory response.